AUGCUGUUAGGCAGCGGAGUUUUCUUUUCUUUACUAUCAUCAGGCAAAAUCGAACUAAAUAAAUAUGGUCUUAUCUUACAACAAACUAAAUUAGGUUGGAUAUUAGCCGGUCCAUUACAAAUUCCCGAGUCAAACUCUUCUGAAAUAGUCUCUUGUUCUAAUGUAGCUUCCAAUUGUCUUUUUACGCAAAAUGAUAAUCUUCUAAACGAACAACUCGAGCGUUUUUGGCAAAUUGAAGAUCUGUCAUCUGAUAAUACAAAGUUAUCAAAUGAAGAACUUGAUUGUGAAAUACAUUUUCGAAAACAUUUUGAACAGGACACUACCGGUCGUUACACAGUACAACUUCCGUUGAAGAGCAAUCAUACUGAAUUAGGUGAAUCAGUAAGUACAGCAAUCCAGCGUUUAAAGCACCUGGAAAGUAAGCUAGUACGCAAUGAUGACUUACGUAAACAAUAUCAUGAAUUUCUGCAAGAAUAUGAAGACUUAGGACAUAUGUCAAGAGUUAAUAUCGAAUUGGAUAAAUCCAAUGAAAUACAUAAUUAUUUACCACAUCACGCGGUAGUAAAAGAAGAUAGUAGUACUACACGUGUAAGAGUAGUUUUUGAUGCAUCAUCUAAAACGGCAUCAGGAUUCUCUUUGAAUGAUGUGAUGAUGAUAGGUCCUGUUGUUCAGAGAAACUUGUUUGAUAUUUUAGUACACUUACGCAUAUUUAAUGUAGUCAUUACAGCGGACGUUGCAAAAAUGUACCGACAAAUAUUUGUCCAUGAAUCGCAGCGCAAUCUACAAAAAAUUGUAUGGCGCAAAGAACCAUCGGAAGAAAUUAAACAUUAUCAGUUGAAUACAAUUACUUAUGGAACAGCUAGCGCUUCCUUUCUAGCCACACGUACUCUACAUCAAAUUGGACUUAAUUGCAAGGAUACUGAGCCUAUAGUUAGUGAUGCAAUUUUAAAUAAUUUUUAUAUGGACGACUUAAUUUGCGGAGCAUCCACCAUUGAAGACGCUAUAGAGCUAAAAUCAGGGCUGGAAAGAGUUUUGUCGAAUUCAGGCUUAACGCUGAGGAAAUGGCGAUCAAAUAAACAAGAAGUUCUUAAUACAAGUUUAAAUAAAGAGUCAGAAAAUGAAAGCCAAUCUCAGUACGUGAUAUCAUCAGAUAUGAAAGGAAAAACAUUAGGUAUAUAUUGGGAUACAAAAACUGAUAUAUUUCAGUAUCUUAUAACAUAUAAAGACUUAAAGAAACCAAUUACAAAAAAGGUUAUACUAUCUACAAUAGCCACUAUUUUCGACCCACUGGGUCUCAUAUGCCCAUGCAUUAUAAGAGGCAAAUUAUUCCUACAACGGCUCUGGCAAUUAAAAAUAGACUGGAAUGAAGAAAUUCCUGGCGAUUUUCAAGACAUUUGGAGAGAUUUUAUCGAUACCCUGACAGACAUAAAUAAAAUACAGAUUCCGAGACAUGUUAUACUGACCAAACCGUCAAGGUUAUAUUUACAUGGAUUUUCUGAUGGAUCAGAAGUAGCGUACGGUGCUUGCAUUUACAUUGUGUCGACCGAUGACAGUGGUCAUAGUUUAUCAAAUUUAAUAUGUUCUAAAUCACGUGUUUCACCGAUUAAAACCAUAUCUUUACCGAGAUUAGAACUAUGUGCAGCGUUAUUGUUAGCUCAAUUAAUGAACACGGUUCGACAAGCAUUGAAACUUGAUGUUACUUGUUACUUUUGGACAGAUUCUAAAAUCGUGUUGGCGUGGUUAAAUGAUCAACCUAACAGAUGGAAGACAUUUGUAGCCAACAGAGUGUCAGAGAUUCAGUGCUUGAGUGAACAUUCCGAUUGGUAUCAUGUACCUUCCCCAGAUAAUCCUGCGGAUAUUGUAUCUCGUGGCUUACAACCUUCAAAAUUAAUACAUUCUAAAUUGUGGUGGCAUGGCCCUGAGUGGCUUACUCAAUCCAUAGAUCAUUGGCCAUCAAAAGGUGAAAUUAAAAUAGAUACAAUUCCCGAAAUGCGCAAGGAAAAGAUUAUUUUAACGUAUCAUACAAUUACUGACAGUUCAAUAUUUUCUCGAUAUUCUAGUUUUUCUAAACUACAGCGCGUAGUAGCUUAUAUUUUAAGAUUUAAUCAUAAUUCUAGAAAUAAGGAUAAACUAGAUAAGGGUCUUUCCCAUAACGAGUUGGAAAGAGCUACUCUGGUAUUGUGUAAAAUGGUUCAGGCACUGGAGUUUCCAGUAGAACUAGCUCUUUUAUGUCAGAGCAAGUCGAUUCAUAAAAAUAGUAAUAUUUUAUCAUUAGAUCCUUUUAUAGAUAAGGAUGGUCUUAUUAGAGUAGGAGGGCGACUUAAACAUUCAUCUCUAACAUUCGAACAAAAACAUCCUAUUUUGUUGCCCGGAAAACACAUAUUAACAAAGCUUUUAAUAAAACACGAGCAUCAUAAAUGUUUACACGCCGGUAGUCAAUUAAUUCUUGCACGAUUGCGUACUAAAUUUUGGCCAAUUAAUGGUCGUAAUGCUGUUCGCAGUGUAUUAAAGAAUUGCCUCACGUGCUUUAAAACCAAUCCAAAAACAGCGGUUCAAAAAAUGGGUGAUCUACCUGAAUCGCGAAUCACACCUUCUAGGGCGUUUUAUCAUUGUGGCAUUGAUUACACUGGAUUUUACAAUUUAAAAGACGGAAAAUCAAGAACACGGACUUUAGUUAAAUGUUAUUUAUGUAUAUUCGUUUGUCUAGCUACUAAGGCCGUACAUGUUGAGUUAGUUUCCGAUCUUACUACUGAAACAUUUAUGAACGCGUUUAAGAGAUUCGUAUCUCGGAGAGGUCUAUGUCGACAUAUUUAUACUGACAACGGUACUAACUUUGUUGGUGCUCAUAACAACAUGCAAGACGUUUAUAAGAUAUUAAAAAACUUAAACGAUAAUGAAAAGUAUUAUAACUAUUUUAAAGAUCAUAUUAUCGAAUGGCAUUUCAUACCUGCAAGAUCUCCUCAUUUUGGAGAUGCUAGUUUAACGUUUGAGGAAUUUUACACGGUCUUGACUCAAAUAGAGGCGAUUUUAAACUCCAGACCUUUAUCCCCUCUUUCAAAUGACCCUUUAGACCUUUACCCAUUAACCCCAGGACAUUUCUUAAUUGGCGAUGCUCUGGUCUCAGUUCCUCAACAAGCAGUAGUUGAUAUACCAUUGAACCGAUUGUCCCACUACAAGAAACUACAACAAAUGGUGCAGAGUUUUUGGAACCGCUGGUCAAAUGAGUAUCUGCAUACCCUACAACAACGUUCUAAAUGGAAGGAGGACAACAGCAACAUUAUCAUCGGCUCGCUGGUUCUCCUCAAGGACGAAAAUCUUCCCCCCAUGAGUUGGCAACUGGGUAGAAUCAUGGAGGUGAUUCCCGGCAAAGACGAUAAGGUUCGGGUAGUCCUGGUGCGUGUCCGUGGCGGUAUUGUUAGAAGAGCGAUACAUAAAAUUUGUCCGCUGCCUCAGGCAGACUAG
This is a messenger RNA of Sitophilus oryzae (rice weevil), 3462 nucleotides long. RefSeq lists its product as uncharacterized. NCBI's taxonomy places the organism in Eukaryota, Metazoa, Arthropoda, Insecta, Coleoptera, Curculionidae. Gene Ontology annotation, molecular function: nucleic acid binding. The coding region runs from base 1 to 3462 and encodes 1153 amino acids. The record is from RefSeq and is a predicted model, not a curated record. The transcript is spliced from 2 exons.